AUGGAGGAGGAGGAGGAGGAGCAGGGGGAGGACAAGGACAAGGACAAGGACAAGGAGGACCAGGAAGAGGAGGAAAUGCAACACCAUCUUCUCACCAAGUUAAGAGCUGUGGAAGCGAUUCAGGAAACGAAUACUUCCCUGAAAGAGGAAAUCAGUUCUCUGAGAAAUACACUUGGGUGUAUGAAAGGAACCGAGUCAACGCUCUAUCCGUUGCCCUCUGCUCCGGUCCAUUUCCAGCAUAUUUCAGAGGCUAAAACCAGCAUCACCACCAAGCCCUCCGAGAAAGUCGUAUUUUCCCGGUUCACAGAGUCCACCUCCACAGUCACCCUUCUCCACGGGAGAUCUUUGUCUAGGAUGGUCCGAUUCCCUAUAUCUUCUCUCGUGACGGUGGACAAAUCUUUAGGUGAGACCACAUUUGGCACCAGGCACAGCGCUAUGGCGCAAAAACAGUUCCUUCCUUGCUCUGACACCUUUGACGAAGAAGAACUAGGAGAUGGUCAGGAUUAUAUGAGAACGUUGUUUGGUGACCCUAAGCAGAGCAAUAACAAACUGAUGGAGAAAACCGGACAGUCCAGAAUUCCAGCUGAGUACCACAGUUCACCAUCAUCCAGUGUUGGGGAUCUUAAAAUUACUGAAGUUCAUUUUAGGGGCCAUUAUGUGAAGAUACUCAACGAUUCAUUUGACAAAGAAGAGAGCAUUGGCGAUUAUACUCUUCAGCAGAAUAUUAAUGGCCAGCCAGCAGCAAUUUUUAAAUUCCCCCCCAACAUCAGAAUGAAGCCGAAAUCCUGUGUGACGGUCUGGUCCAUGGAUUCGAACAGGCCCCAUAAUCCUCCCUCGGAUUAUCUCUGGAAGGAGCUGGACAGGUUUCAAUCUGGGCCCGACUGCACCACCAUCCUUUGCCAUCCUUCCGGCCAGGCCGUGGCUUGGUACACACCCAUCAACUGGAAGAGGAAGCCGUUGAAGGUGAUGGACUCCGGUGCGAGAAUCAGCAGGAAAUCCAUGGAGGUGGUGAGAAGAGCCAAGGCCCAACCAAAACAGGAGCCGUGGGAAGCCAGAGCGUUUGACACGUGGCAAGCGUUGCCCAAUCAAAGCCAUCUGACGGAACCCGAACCGGAUUACAUCCUAAGGGAAAAAAAGAUGCCCGUCAUCCGGCACCCGGUUCAGAAUUCGUGGUGCCAAAGUCCCAGCUCUCCCACGCACCCCCAUUUUACCCUGGGGAGGACCCUCCCGCCAGGAAGCAAGGAAAUCCACAUGUUGAGCCAAACGAGGACACAAGUGAUGAAUACGUUCCCCUAUCUGGACAGUUCCUACUUAGGAGAAGGUUAUAAGGUAAAGCUAGCCACUGCAUACAGGAACAAGAAAAACCGAAUAAAGCCACCACGAUCAGCUGGGCCAUCCUCACCAAUUGAGGAGGGCACCUGUUGCAUCUGA
Messenger RNA from Thamnophis elegans (Western terrestrial garter snake), 1431 nucleotides. It is a transcript of the gene LMNTD1, whose product is annotated as lamin tail domain containing 1. Bases 1 to 1431 code for a protein of 476 amino acids. Gene Ontology annotation, cellular component: cytoplasm; nuclear envelope. The transcript has 10 exons. The record is from RefSeq and is a predicted model, not a curated record. NCBI's taxonomy places the organism in Eukaryota, Metazoa, Chordata, Lepidosauria, Squamata, Natricidae.